This is a messenger RNA of Rodentolepis nana, 717 nucleotides long. The record is from the annotation of a GenBank genome assembly. Lineage: Eukaryota; Metazoa; Platyhelminthes; Cestoda; Cyclophyllidea; Hymenolepididae.
AUGGAACCAGAACAACUCCUGAUUUACUCCUGGCUUCAAACGACAUCAGCGAGUGAACUCGCCAGCAAGCGACAUCAACACCUUGAGGAACUGAAAAGAAAGCGGGACGCCCUUCGCAACACUGCUGAUCAGGCUGGAAGAACAAAAGACGUACGAGCCUGGAGACGGCAGUCAGUUGUCCUAAGGCAAGCCAUCUUACAAGCUAAACGCACUUCCUUCGACAAGUUCAUCUCUAAUAUCAACUAUGAAAAUGAUUGCCAACGCACUUUCAAAUUCCUGGGUAACCUCCAAAAUAACAGAGAAAGACCCAAGAAAAAACCAAUACGCUUAAACAGCAAAUUCCUUAACACCGACUCCAAAAUAGCUAACUGCUUUGCGAGGUUCUAUUCCCACAAGCAAAAGAAACACCCUUUUGUCAGAAAAUCUUCAAGAGAUUUAAAGAUACAAGUAGGACAUUUGGGUGAAAUUAGGGAAGACAUAACAACACCAAAUAAUGUACUUACUGAGCCAUUCAGAUCUUGCAAACUUAACGCUGCGAUAAAGCAGCUCAAGUGCAAAAAGUCUCCUGGCGAAGACGGUAUUCAUGCGGAAUUUCCAAUUAGAAUGGGACCAACAGUCAAGGAAACCAUGCUGACCCUUUUCAACAAAAUCUGGGAGACCAGUCUCGUACCUAACCAAUGGAAAGUUGCCAUAGUAAUACCAGUACUAAGACCCUAG